Molecule: messenger RNA, 1306 nt
Organism: Ochotona princeps (American pika)
Lineage: Eukaryota; Metazoa; Chordata; Mammalia; Lagomorpha; Ochotonidae
Gene: CLDN15
Product: claudin 15
Exons: 5
Coding region: 520-1134 (204 amino acids)
Biological process (GO): cell adhesion; bicellular tight junction assembly
Cellular component (GO): bicellular tight junction; plasma membrane
Molecular function (GO): structural molecule activity
Source: RefSeq, a predicted model, not a curated record
CACCCAUCCCAUUCCCAGUGGCGGAAACCCCUGGCAGGUGUCUUGGGGUCUGUCUUUUCUCCUCUUGCUCUCGGGGGCCCCCUGAUGAAGGCUGAGUCAGACCCAGCCAUUUCCCCUUGGCGCCCAGAGCCGCCCAUGGGGGCCCCUCCUCGGCCGUAUCCCAUAUCCGUUCGUCAUUCCUGGGUAAGUCCGUCCCCCCUACCGUGGGGCGGGGAGCCCUGGGCAGCAGUGCUCUGGGGGAGGGGGUGGACUUUUGGCCUGUUUGGCUUAUUCCCUCCAUCUCCGCUGCCACAGCUGCCGUGGGCUGGCCUCAUUCCUCUGAGCCGCCAGGAAAAGGGGCCCCCUGAGUGAGCCAACAAGUGAGGGCCGCUGUCACCUGGGCCACCGCGCGACCUGUGGCCCGAGGAGGAGGAGGAGGAAGGCAGGGGCUGCUGCAGGAUUCCGGCCCUUCCCAACUGCCCUGAGCCCCCUUUCCAGUUCCCCACGGGCUCCUAGCCCCGUCGGGGCCCUGUGUCUGCCAUGUCCGUGGCCGUGGAGACAUUUGGCUUCUUCAUGACGGCCCUGGGGCUGUUGAUGCUGGGGGUGACCCUGACCAACAGCUACUGGCGCGUGUCCACCGUGCAUGGCAACGUCAUCACCACCAACACCAUCUACGAGAACCUGUGGUACAGCUGCGCCACCGACUCGCUGGGGGUCUCCAACUGCUGGGAGUUCCCAUCCAUGCUGGCCCUAUCUGGCAUGCUGGGGUUGCGCUGCACCACGGUUGGCGGCACGGACGGCUCUAAGAAAGCCAAGCUGGCGGCCAUCGCUGGUGCCCUGCACAUACUGGCCGGGCUCUGUGGCAUGGUGGCCAUCUCCUGGUAUGCAGCCAACAUCACCCAGGACUUCUUCAACCCCUUGUAUGCGGGAACCAAGUAUGAGCUGGGCCCCGCCCUCUACCUGGGCUGGAGCGCCUCCUUGCUGGCUAUCCUGGGCGGCAUCUGUCUGUGCUCCCAUUGCUGCUGCUUCUCCAGGGAGGAUCCGGCCACCAGAUCCCGGCUUCCCUACAAGGCGUCCACUGCUGUGCUGCCCCAGGUUGCCUCAGAUGAAGGUGACAGCAGCUUUGGCAAAUAUGGCAAAAACGCCUAUGUGUAGAAGCUCCAGCUUGCACACCGUAUUUUCCUUUCAACUCCCCCACCCAGUGGAGAAGGGUCCCCGGCCCCCAGGGCUCCAGGCUGGGGUUCAUCCUCCAACUUGGGUAGGUCCCAUCCAAGCCUGGAAGCCACGCCCCCAGCCAGAGGCACUCCCCAGUCCCUGCCCUGGCCAC